AUGUCCGGAGAGGUCAAACACAAACACAAGUAUACGCUAUACACCUACUUCCGGUCGUCAUGCUCAGCGCGGAUCCGCAUCGCCGCGCACAUCAAGGGAAUCCCACUCGAAUACAGAUACAUCCACCUGGUCAAGGGCGAGCAGCACGGCUCAGAGUACACGGCCUUGAACCCGAGUGAGUCGGUGCCCACGCUGAUCGUGACGGACGCGAAGUCAGGAGACAUCGUAACCAAGAUCCGGCAGUCGAUUGCGAUUCUUGAAUACCUCGAAGAGACCACACCGGACCUACCGAGACUGAUACCCGGUAUCGGAGACGCCGUUGGACGUGCCAGGGUGAGAGAGUUGGUGGACAUUGUGGCCUGCGACAUUCAACCCGUCACGAACCUCCGAGUGUUGAGGUUCAUCGAGCCUCUCGACGUCGAGGCCCAGGUGUGGCAAUCUCAUUUCAUGACACUAGGCUUCUAUGCGUAUGAGGGCCUCCUGAGAGAAUCCGCCGGGAUGUAUAGUGUCGGCGACGAGUUGACCAUUGCGGACUGUGUGCUGGCGCCGGCGGUCGAUGGCGCUCUCAGGUUUGGAGUCGACAUCAAGGGGCAAUUUCCGCAGACUUGGAAAGUCUGGGAGAAUUUGAAUGAGGUGGAGGCUUUCAAGGAAGGCAGGUGGGAUAAUCAGGAAGACACGCCUGAGGAGUUGAGAGCAAAGGCAGCAUGA
Capronia epimyces CBS 606.96 is the source of this 708-nucleotide messenger RNA. Its product is annotated as maleylacetoacetate isomerase. NCBI's taxonomy places the organism in Eukaryota, Fungi, Ascomycota, Eurotiomycetes, Chaetothyriales, Herpotrichiellaceae. The record is from RefSeq and is a predicted model, not a curated record. The transcript has a single exon. Bases 1 to 708 code for a protein of 235 amino acids. Gene Ontology annotation, cellular component: cytoplasm; mitochondrion. Gene Ontology annotation, biological process: L-phenylalanine catabolic process; glutathione metabolic process. Gene Ontology annotation, molecular function: glutathione transferase activity; maleylacetoacetate isomerase activity.